CAUGCAUCAGACAGAAAGAGAAGCAGAGAGGAUAGCCCUGUGGUUAAAUACGACGCCGUACGAGGCCAUUGUGAUUUGUGCCCAGUGGCAUCACUGAUCCACUAUCGAUCACUUUGCUUUUUCAUUGUUGGUUGUAGACUUGUAUCGCAUAUACAAAAUCAUCCGAGAAUCAAGUAAGCAGAACCAGGCCAGUUGACUUGUGCAGUUGUGGCUCGCCCAAAUUCUUUUUCUUUUUCCUGAUAAGGAUUCUGUCAGACAAAUAGAAAGCUUGAACCUUGUGGGGUCGUCUUAGUUGUUGUUAAAUUUGAAAGCAAGGUCGGGGCGGGACUACGGAAAAGAUGAAGCUGGUGCCCAGAGAGAUGGACAAGUUGAUGCUCCACAAUGCAGGGCAGCUUGCCCAGAAGCGUUUGGCUAGGGGCCAGAGGCUUAAUUACACCGAAGCCGUUGCUCUCAUCGCUGCUCAGAUUCUCGAGUUGGUGCGUGAUGGUGAGAAGAGUGUGGCUGAAUUGAUGGACCUUGGAAGACAGUUCUUAGGAAGGAGGCAAGUUCUUCCAGCUGUUCCUCAUCUCUUGAACACUGUACAGGUUGAGGGAACCUUUCCUGACGGAACAAAACUAAUCACCAUUCACGAUCCCAUAGUGUCCGAAAAUGGAAAUCUGGAACUUGCAUUAUAUGGUUCCUUUCUUCCAGUCCCUUCAUUGGACAAGUUUCCUCCUGUAGAAGCUGGUAAAAUCCCUGGUGAGAUCAUCUUUGGAGGUGGAUCGAUUACACUCAACCCCGGGAGGAGAGCAGUUAAGCUUCAAGUCACUAACACUGGAGACAGGCCGAUUCAGGUUGGAAGCCACUAUCACUUUAUUGAGGCAAACCCCUAUUUGGUUUUCGACCGAAUGAAAGCCUAUGCAAUGCGGUUGAAUAUACCAGCAGGGACCGCUACUAGAUUUGAGCCAGGAGACACAAAAACUGUUACCCUUGUCAGAAUAGAAGGUAAACAAGUUAUUAGGGGAGGAAAUGGAAUUGCUGAUGGUCCAGUUCAUAAUGCCAAUAUGACAGCAUUGAUGGAUGCCAUACAAGAGAGAGCAUGUAAGCAUCUUGAAGAACCAAAUUCGAGUGAAGGUGUCAUUGAAGAAGGAUCCCCUUUUUCUUAUGAACUAUCACAUGAGACCUAUGCCAAUAUGUAUGGGCCCACAAUUGGUGAUCAAAUUAGGCUUGGUGACACUGAUUUAUUCGCAGAAAUAGAGAGAGAUUUUUCUGUUUAUGGUGAUGAAUGUGUAUUUGGUGGUGGCAAAGUUCUGCGAGAUGGAAUGGGGCAGGCUUGUGGUUAUGCAGCCAUUGACUGUUUGGAUACUGUCAUAACAAAUGCAGUAAUUAUUGACUACUCCGGUAUUAUUAAGGCUGACAUCGGAAUUAAAGAUGGUUUCAUAGCAUCACUAGGGAAAGCAGGCAACCCAGAUAUCAUGCAUGGAGUGUAUCCUGAGAUGAUUAUUGGGGUUAAUACUGAAGUAAUUGCUGGUGAAGGAUUUAUUGUAACAGCUGGAGCUAUAGAUUGUCAUGUGCAUUUUAUAUGCCCUCAGCUGGCUUUUGAGGCAAUAUCAAGUGGUAUCACAACAUUGGUAGGAGGUGGAACAGGACCUGCAGAUGGGACGCGUGCAACAACUUGUACACCAGCGGCAUCACAUAUGAAAUUAAUGUUGCAAUCAACAGAUGAUUUACCUCUUAAUUUUGGUUUCACAGGAAAAGGAAAUAGUGCAAAGGCAGAUGGCCUGCAUGAAAUAAUCAAGGCUGGAGCAAUGGGUUUAAAGCUUCAUGAGGAUUGGGGAACUACUCCUGCUGCAAUAGACAAUUGUUUGACUGUUGCCGAGCAACAUGACAUUCAGGUGAAUAUCCACACUGACACAUUGAAUGAGUCUGGUUUUGUGGAGCACUCAAUUGCUGCUUUUAAAGAUAGAACAAUUCAUACUUACCACAGUGAAGGUGCUGGUGGAGGACAUGCGCCUGAUAUUAUCAGAGUGUGUGGUGUCAAGAAUGUUCUUCCUUCAUCAACUAAUUCAACACGUCCUUACACAUCAAAUACUGUUGAUGAACACCUAGAUAUGCUGAUGGUUUGCCAUCACCUUGAUAAGGAUAUUCCAGAGGAUGUUGCUUUUGCUGAAUCACGAAUUCGUGCAGAAACAAUAGCUGCGGAAGAUAUUUUGCAUGAUAUGGGGGCUAUUAGCAUUAUAUCAUCUGAUUCACAGGCUAUGGGUCGUAUAGCUGAGGUAAUUAGCAGGACAUGGCAAACUGCACACAAAAUGAAGUUAUUAAGAGGAUCCCUUGAGGGUAACAAAUCAAACAAUGACAAUUUGCGGAUCAAAAGAUACAUCGCCAAAUACACCAUAAAUCCUGCGGUAGCAAAUGGAUUUUCUGAGCAUGUUGGAUCAGUUGAGGUGGGGAAAUUUGCUGACCUUGUUGUUUGGAAGCCUUCCUUCUUUGGGGCAAAACCAGAAAUGGUGAUCAAAGGUGGCACAAUUGCUUGGUCUAAUAUGGGGGAUCCAAAUGCCAGCAUUCCAACUCCUGAACCGGUCAUGAUGAGGCCGAUGUUUGGAGCAUUUGGCAAGGCUGGAAGUGACAACUCAAUUGCUUUUGUUAGCAAGGCAGCUCUAGAUUGUGGAGUAAAAGACCAGUAUGGACUGAAGAAGAGGGUGAAAGCUGUAAGCGGCAUCCGGAGGCUCACGAAACUUGACAUGAAGCUCAAUGAUGCCCUUCCAGAUAUCAAAGUCGAUCCAGAGACCUACAUAGUGACAGCUGAUGGUGUAAACCUGACAUGCCCACCUGCUAAAAUUGUUCCUCUUUCUCGGAAUUAUUUUCUCUUCUAGGAGUUUUUGCCAUCUUCAACAAAAUAACAACCAUGCAGUACUCAUUUUAUGUUCUACAGUCUAUAGCUUAGUCAUUUCAGCUAUAAUGAUUUACCAGAGUCAUAGGAAACAAAAAUAAAUCCUCUUUGCUGCCAAAAAUUUGGUAUCAAACAAAACUUUGACUUUCGGUUAUCA
Molecule: messenger RNA, 3026 nt
Organism: Coffea eugenioides
Lineage: Eukaryota; Viridiplantae; Streptophyta; Magnoliopsida; Gentianales; Rubiaceae
Product: urease
Exons: 18
Coding region: 339-2852 (837 amino acids)
Biological process (GO): urea catabolic process
Cellular component (GO): urease complex
Molecular function (GO): nickel cation binding; urease activity
Source: RefSeq, a predicted model, not a curated record